AUGUUUGCCACUCGUAGUUUCUUCUUGUUCAUGAACAUGGUGGAUGUCCAGUCAAAAGGAAGUGUGAACCGGAUCAAGAAAUGCGCAUUCGAUCUUCUAUCGAUCGGAGAUAUGACCGACGAUGAGUAUUCAUGGGACCUCAUGGGAAAAGAUCUCCGGCUCAAAUUGAUGUUCUUGUACUGUGAUUUCAGUCAGGUGAUCUCUAGUGCACCGAAGGAAGAAAAGAAGAGCCUCAUAGACCUUGCUAAUAGGUUGUUCCAUUACAUUGAAGAGCUGGAUCAUGCAGUGAAGAUACGUAGCAUUCCAUUAACUCAAAAUCGAUACAACGACGCGGCUCUUGUGUUGCAAGAAGUGAUGGCACUUGUCCCAUGA
This is a messenger RNA of Telopea speciosissima, 372 nucleotides long. RefSeq names its product photosynthetic NDH subunit of lumenal location 3, chloroplastic-like. Gene Ontology annotation, molecular function: calcium ion binding. Gene Ontology annotation, biological process: photosynthetic electron transport chain; photosynthesis. Gene Ontology annotation, cellular component: photosystem II; extrinsic component of membrane; chloroplast. NCBI's taxonomy places the organism in Eukaryota, Viridiplantae, Streptophyta, Magnoliopsida, Proteales, Proteaceae. The transcript is spliced from 2 exons. The record is from RefSeq and is a predicted model, not a curated record. Bases 1 to 372 code for a protein of 123 amino acids.